Messenger RNA from Octopus sinensis (East Asian common octopus), 741 nucleotides. Its product is annotated as puromycin-sensitive aminopeptidase-like protein. The transcript has 4 exons. Gene Ontology annotation, molecular function: peptide binding; zinc ion binding; metalloaminopeptidase activity. Lineage: Eukaryota; Metazoa; Mollusca; Cephalopoda; Octopoda; Octopodidae. Gene Ontology annotation, cellular component: cytoplasm. The annotation marks the transcript as partial. Gene Ontology annotation, biological process: proteolysis; peptide catabolic process. The record is from RefSeq and is a predicted model, not a curated record.
ACCACAAAUGCUAGAAUGGCUCUCCCAUGUUUUGAUGAGCCAGAAUUCAAAGCAGUUUUUACUCUGUCAAUUAUAACUCGAAAAAACCAGACUGUUCUCUCAAAUACGACUUGGCUAAAUGAAAAUAAUGACGAUUUUGUGAUGACUUCAUUCGAACCUACACCUCCCAUGUCGACAAACCUGCUUGCGAUUGUUGUGGGAGAAUACGACUAUAUUGAGGACUUUUCAUCCAGUGGAGUUAAAGUCAGGGUUUAUACUGGCCCCGGAAGGCAAGAGGAGGGUCGAUUUGCUUUGAAAAAAUCCGCAAUGGAGAACUGGGGGUUGGUGAUUUUCCGUGAAACAGCACUUUUGGCCACGGAAGGGAUUUCCUCGACGAAUAUCCUCAACCGAGUGGCCGUCGUUGUAGCCCACGAGAUUGCCCAUACGUGGUUCGGGAAUUUGGUUACAAUGGACUGGUGGACUUAUUUGUGGCUCAACGAGGGAUUUGCCACAUGGAUUUCAUAUUUGUGUGUUGACAAUAUUUUCCCCGAGUACGACAUUUGGUCUCAAUUCCAAAUAAACGAGAUCUCCGUGGCAAUGAAUUUGGAUUCCUUGCAAAGCAGUCACCCAAUCGAGAUCGAAAUUGGAGCUCCUUCAGAGGCAGAUGAGAUAUUUGACAAAAUAUCAUACGCCAAAGGAUCUUCCAUAAUAAGCUAUCUCUACGAGUAUAUUGGCGACACGGUAAAUCACGGAAUUCCGUAG